AUGAAAGAAAAAAGGUCACUGUCGAGAAAAAUCACGUUUCAACAAGACAAGUCUCCCGAAUCAUCGAACAGAACGGAAAUGGUUGAUCAGGAUCGCGGAAUACUGGAAGUUUUUAAAAGAUGUGAUCCGGUAACAUUACGCAAAUGCUCACAAGUCUGUCGAAACUGGAGACACAUCAUUCUGACAAGGGCCGCUCAACAAGAAGACCAAAAUAUAAUUCAAAAAAUUGAUGAAGAAGAGGAGCCGGCUCUACGAAUUGCAAGCUUUGGCCGGUUAUACGUUGCUGAUCGUAAAAGAAUUAUUCUCGAGAGAUUGUUAACAAAGGAUGAGUUAUUGCAACAAGAAAAUGAUUUAUUAAUGGACGAAAAGCAUUCAGCCAUCACUCCACCUAUAAAAGUUCGAGAGAGCAAGACGACCGCUAGAGAUUCAUUAAGAAAUUUGACAAUAACACCUACAAAACUUAAUGAUUCCGUGUAUGCUGAUCAACAAGUAGCUGCCGAAGAUGGCACGAGUUGGGCAUUUUCGUGGAACGUCAAUCAAUGGCUUAAAGAUUAUGAGAUUAAAGAGGUUGUUUGCCACAAUUUCUGCGCUUUUCUUGAACGCGAGGUAACAGAGAUGGCCGAGCCGACACCAUAUGUUGCUGGCACAAAUCGGCAGGGGACCAUUCCACACGCACAAUCUAUAGCUGGCUUGAACACACCGCCGUGGUCACCAGCGAAUUCGCCUUUUCAAACGAGUGGGAUGAGCGGAGGCCAGAUUGCGACGACCACAAAUGGAACACAGUACUUACGCGAUAUAAGCACGACAUGGGCUCGGCAUGAUCUACAAAUUUGGAGUGGCGAAACGAUGGAGGAAGUGUCGGCUCUUUCCUCGGGCAGGAUUGAGCGUCUCGCACGAGUGCUCUCGGAGAUAAAUCCAUUACAUCUUGUCAUCAAAGACACUACACGUCGCAAACGUCGCCCGCUUCGAAUGGUCUUCUUUGCUAUUAAAUUGUUACGAAAAAAUUUACGCGAAUUAACGCUGGAAAAUUUGACUGGAAGUGAAACAGUGGAACUGGGGCAAUGGCUGAGCUUAAAUGAUCUGGAAAGAUUGAUCAUCAAACAACCGAGUGAGCAUGCCGCACUACGUGUGGAUGAGAAACUGCUUUGCAAAUGGCUACGUAUUCCCGAAAACCGGCGAGCUCGAAUCUCGAUCGAACUACAUGGAUGUAAGGAAUUGAAAGCCGAAGGAUUGGUCAUGUUUAUCAAAGCCUGGCAACUUGCUCCAGCUGUUUGUGAGUUCAACUGGAUAAAGAUUGACUGUGAAACUCUUCAGCCAGUUGUAUUUCUUGCACUCAUGGAUACAAAGCCGAAUGAGCGUCUAUCAGCUAAAUUAUUUCGAGAAUUCACCCAAAAAGCUUCACUAAAAGAGCGCAAAGUGUUGUUUCAUCACGAAAGAGGCGGCUCGGCAAUACGCUUUUCGACUGAUGGAAAAAUGAUUACGCUUGAGUGCAUUGAUGUCCCGGCAACGAAAACAACAGAAACCCGAAAGUCGAGUCGGAAAUCAGUUUCAAGAAAUCGGACUCUCGAAAUCUGUCAACGAGGUGGUCGCAAUGUGAGCCGCAAGGAGUCGUUCACAAAUCUACUUGCAACCGGUGAUGUGGCUCGUCUGAUGAAGUCGUUCUUC
Molecule: messenger RNA, 1665 nt
Organism: Mesorhabditis belari
Lineage: Eukaryota; Metazoa; Nematoda; Chromadorea; Rhabditida; Rhabditidae
Source: the annotation of a GenBank genome assembly